CAGGAGAUGUUUCCCUGUAAACAGUGCCAGGACGUGCUUAAUAACUCAUGAAACUUCCUGCUAACUCACAGCAGAUGCAAGACCAGCUCAGAAGAAGCUGUAUGAGAAGGACUUCUACAUUGUGGUUUUAUCUCUGACUUCAUCAUGAGGUUUCUGGUUUCACAGCCUCUGCUGGUGUUCAUAUCAGUCCUGUCACUGACCAGAACACAAUCAACAUCUGCACCAAUAACAUUAUCAACAGAAGGCAUUACAACAACACCUGAACCAAACACAACAACAUUACCAGAAACCACUACAGAAACUACAUCAGUCACACCAGAAACUACAACAACACCUGCACCAACAACAACAUUGACAGAAACCACUAUAUUAGCAACGACAUCAUUCACGGCAGAAAGUACAACAGCUGUACCAUCACCACCACUACCACCACCAACAACAACAACAUUAGAAACCACUACAGAAACUACAUCAGUCACACCAGAAACUACAACAACAACUGCACCAACAACAACACUGAAAGAAACCACCACAGUCUCAACAACCGCUGCAACAACAACUCCAUGGACAGCACCAGCAAUAUUUUAUCCAUUCGGCGCGAAGGCAGGGGACAUUAAAAUUCUUGAAAAUGGUGGUGAUACCUACUACCAUGUUGUCUUCUCCACCCCAUUUACAUACUUUGGCCGCACAUACAACAGCAUAUACGUUAAUAAUAACGGACUCCUUACAUUUAACCACUCUCUACCAGAAACAAACCCUUACCCUUUUCCCGCAUAUGGAGCUGUAGAUUACAUUGCUCCGCUCUUGACUGACCUUGAUGACCUUGGUAUAGGUAAAUAUUCAUAUCAGGAGUACACCAGUGGAAGUGUUCUCACUCGUGCCACUCAGGAUAUAAACCAGUAUUUCCCUGGAAGGGACUUCACUGCUUCUUGGGUCUUUGUUGCAACAUGGGACUAUGUGCUUACAUGGGAUAUGAAUGUAUUUAAUCAACACUCAGGCCCGGCAAUCACAGUUCAAGCGGUUUUAAUUUCAGAUGGUGGUUUUUCUUACAUUCAGAUACAUUAUGGUGACUGUGCUGGGAUACCAGAUGCAGUGGGGGCUGGAUAUGACACAAAAGGCUCCACUGACUACUAUCAAAUUCAUUAUGAUCCAUAUGGUGGCUACUCCAUCCCGAACCUCAAGAACACGACUAACGUAGGUGUUCCGGGGCGUUGGGCCUUUCUUGUGAACAACGGAUCAGAAACCGUCAUAGGAGUUCAAAUGAAACUUCAGUCAUUUUCAAACCUAACACAGAGAGAAAACAGUGAUGCUGUUUUGCAGAUAAUAAAACAAGAGCUGAUCAAAUAUGGAGUGUCAAGUAAAUUUGAGCUAAAGUUAAGAAAACUCCAAAAGAUAAAUCCUUAAUACAUGGAUGGGAAUUAAAACUUGAUCUCAAUGCUGUUGCUAUUGAAGAUGUAGAAACUGAUGUAGAAACGAGAGGAAUGUCACUCUACAGGAAGGGACCCUUUAUGUUUUUUCACUCUUCAACAUCAUUAAUUUUUUUAACACAUUAAUCACUGAUGCACACAUAUGAUUCAGCACAAAUAAUAAAAUGAUGUAUAAAAAUGAGUUAUAUAACAUGUUCAUUUAGCUUGAAUAAAUUGUGCUUUUUAUUCUCCCUGUUUUAUCUAAUCAAACUGAUCUGUAGUAUUUGAAAAAUGAAAUUAAACCUGUUCUUCUACAUCUCCAUUUACUAGAAACAUUACUCAUCCAAAAUUCCUUCACGUAAUCGACUUACUGUGAAAAGGAUGUUACCAGUACUUUAGUACAGCAGUUUUCAGUUGGUUUUGCACAGAUGGAAACAUAAUGUGCAAACUCCUCAUAAUUAAUGUAGUCUGGGUCAUCAUUUUAAAGUUUUGUUUAUAGUUUUUGAGGAUGAAUGCAUGUCAUACAACCUGUUUAUGUUGGCACCUGUCUAACUUGUCUUUCUUCUGCCACAUUAAAGAUGGUUUGAUGCCAAAAUAGUGUAGAGUUUGAUUUGAUGCCCAGCCUUUGACAUCAAUUACAAACAGUACAGGAAGCUUUUUCUCCUUUCUUUUUCAAAGUUCUGCUGUUCUGUUCCAAACUGCUUUUAUUAUCACUAAUAAAUGAUAUACUCAAAA
Molecule: messenger RNA, 2141 nt
Organism: Cyprinus carpio (common carp)
Lineage: Eukaryota; Metazoa; Chordata; Actinopteri; Cypriniformes; Cyprinidae
Product: sushi, nidogen and EGF-like domain-containing protein 1
Exons: 18
Coding region: 145-1404 (419 amino acids)
Biological process (GO): cell-matrix adhesion
Source: RefSeq, a predicted model, not a curated record